Messenger RNA from Nothobranchius furzeri (turquoise killifish), 2619 nucleotides. RefSeq names its product F-box protein 43 (gene fbxo43). The record is from RefSeq and is a predicted model, not a curated record. Lineage: Eukaryota; Metazoa; Chordata; Actinopteri; Cyprinodontiformes; Nothobranchiidae. Gene Ontology annotation, biological process: regulation of mitotic nuclear division; negative regulation of meiotic nuclear division. Gene Ontology annotation, molecular function: zinc ion binding; protein binding. Gene Ontology annotation, cellular component: nucleus.
GUGAGCAUGUAGCCGACAACAACAUGGGAAGGAGGCAAAGUUACUAACUGGAACCGAACCUGAGCUCAGAACGUGACCUGUAGAGUCCACCCCCGCUGUAGCAGCCAACAUUUAGCUUAAAGUGACCUGAAGUCUGUUCUUAGCACUGAGGACCCACUGAAGCAGAGCAAUGCAGUGCACUCCUGAAUCUAAUGUCCACCUGCAUAGUCACAAAGCCCAGCGCUGUUACGAUGACUGCACUGACAGCGGAUACUCAGGUUUGUUCCAGAGCCCACAGACCAUCACUGGAAUCCAGUCCUCUAGAUCAUCAUCUCCAGCCGAGUUCAAUGAAACUCCCAAGGAAAACAUCAGGUUUACUCCCACUCCUAAAGAAAAGGCCAGAGAUUCGGUCAAGAUCUUUUGCACAGACUCCAAAGAAGUCCUGCAGCCUGGAAGCUGGAGUGAAACUCCUAAAAUUUCAAAAAGAGAUGCUUCAUUGCAACGCAGACUUGCCUUGUGUAAACACACUGCAGCCAAAAAUACUAGUGUGAGAUCACCUUCUAACACAAAAUCUGAGUCCAGCUUCAGAGUCAGGUCUGAGCACUGGCUCAGUGCGUCGUUUGACUCUUUAGAUAUUGUGACCGAUGGGGCAACAAGCACUUUAAAACUGGAUCAGGAUCUGUCCUUUUCUGGGAGGAAACGUCAUCUCUUCACUCAAGUGAGGACCUCUACCCUUGAAGAUGGCAAAGUCAACGUUCGUCACCUCUCUGCUUUUGAGACAAGUGUUUCCCUCUCAGAGUCUGAUUCCUGUGAAGUCAUUUCCACUGCAGACCGACUUGAUAUCGCUACUCCGGGAUUCGGCAAGCUGCUUCCCAUCUUAACACCAGAGAAAGGGGACACGAGUGUUUUCAGCACACCAACAUUCACACAAACGCCCAAAUAUGCCAGGUCUGUGUGCGAGGACAGUGGGUUCGGUUCCGCGACACUUGAUAAAUCCCAAGACUCCUCGGUGGACCAUGAGUUUUCCUUCCAGGACCUGCUUACCUCUUCUUCCAGAGCAAAUGGUGAAACCCCCAAUCUAUCGGAUACAAAGCGGCACUCCCGUUUCCAGCGUCAGCACAGGCUUUCUACUCUUAAAGAAGGUGGCUCUCAGUCUGAGGACGACUCGGGAGAAAAAACACAUCACCAACCUUUGAAGUGCUACAGCUACUCUAAAGAAGAUGAGGUUUUUGCUGAAGAUGCUACCCCUAGCAAAGCUCCACCUGCUAGAUGUUUUAACAGUGUUUCCUCUGGGGAACAGGACUGCACCACACCACUAAGUGCCUCAAUAAUACUAGACACAACACCUAACUCUGCCAUCACGACGACCCCAGUCAGUUUCUCCUUAACUCCAGCCUUGCAGUUAGUUCAUUCUAUGUGCCAGCAAAGAGUUCAGAUGUUUUCUGGCCAAAUUCCCAGUAUGAAGGAGGAGUUGAAGAUGCUGAAGGCACUGAUUGAGACUCCAGGCAGCUUAAGGACUAGCAUGCCACUGGCAGGGCUGAUAGGCAGGAGGAUGGGUCUGAGGAAAGUGGACAUUCUUACGGAGCUCAAGAAGAUGAAUCUAAAGCACAUCCUGGCUAACAUUUUAAGGAACCUGAACUCUGAGAGUGUCCACAGAUGUGCUCAAGUGUGUAAAAGCUGGGGUGAAAUUAUCCAGCAGGACAAUCGAGCUAGCCAAAUGAGAAGAAGCUACCAGAGUGAAGUAGAGGCAGCUCUAGAGCAUGGAGGCCCUGUCCAUGUCUCUGGAGUAGAGACCAGAGUUGGUUUGCUGCAUAGGUCUCCUCUAAAAGCUGUUCAGGCCCAGUCCAGAACCACCAGCUACUGCACCCCACAGUCAGCAAGCAGCAAUGUAACUCCCUUACAGCACAGUACCGCAAAGACAACCGGCAGAAGCAAACGAGAUACAUUUCUGAAGGUUGCUAAAACCCUCUUUAUUGAUGAGAGCCUUAAGCCGUGCCCUAGAUGCCAAGAUCCUGCGAGGUGCCAUUCAGUGAAAGGGGAAGGCGUUUGCAGCAGAGCUGACUGUGGCUUUCAGUUUUGCAUUUUGUGCUUGUGUGCUUUUCAUGGCUCCAGGGAGUGUGGCAGCCAUUCUGCAGGCCAUCACAAGAGUGACGCCCUACUUCCAGGAAGUGCUCAAAGCAAGAGAAACAUUAGAAGACUGUGAGCAGGACUAUUCUCCAUCUGUUUUUUAAAGGUCCACAUGAAAAAUCUGGAGUAGUUAUAAACAUUGUGUGUGGUAUUUAUUGUGUAAGUGUUUUUACAUGUACUUCUGUUUUUCCCCAGCUUAUAGUUAUGUUUUUACCUAUGCCUAUCAACGGCUGAUUUUAGUGAUGCGGCCAUCAAGGCACUGGCUCUGUAAAAGGCCCUUUUUUCACAGGGAUUGAGUUUUUUCUUUUUUUAUUAAUGUGUAUUCAGAAUUUUCUUAAAUUAAAGUUUUUUUCUAUUUUUAAUAUUUUUGUCACUACUGAUUUGAGUAUUAUCUUUUCUGUGGUUUGGCACCAUCUAGUGUUGUAAUGUGAACACUGCAACGACGUUUGAAUUGCUUUAUUGCCUGUAAGUGAUUUUUAAGCAUUGCAAAGUGAAUAAAUGAAGUAAACAUCA